UCGAGCCUUGCAUCUGAGAAGUUCCAGGUACUUUGUACAACUGCAUCCCAGAAGCUGUGUGUCUUCAGCAUCUUCAUAAGGGAUGGCUGUCAUCAGGAAGAAGCUGGUGAUUGUUGGUGAUGGAGCGUGUGGGAAGACAUGCUUGCUCAUCGUCUUCAGCAAGGACCAGUUCCCAGAGGUUUACGUACCCACAGUGUUUGAAAACUAUGUGGCAGAUAUUGAAGUAGAUGGGAAGCAGGUAGAGUUGGCUUUAUGGGACACAGCUGGACAGGAAGGUUAUGACCGCCUGAGGCCUCUCUCCUAUCCAGACACUGAUGUUAUACUGAUGUGCUUUUCCAUUGACAGCCCUGAUAGUUUAGAAAACAUCCCAGAAAAAUGGACUCCAGAAGUCAAGCAUUUCUGUCCAAAUGUGCCCAUCAUCCUGGUUGGGAACAAGGAUCUUCGGAAUGAUGAGCACACAAGACGGGAGUUAGCCAAAAUGAAGCAGGAGCCAGUAAAACCUGACGAAGGCAGAGAUACGGCAAACAGGAUUGGUGUUUCAGCACAGACCAAAGAUGGAGUCAGAGAGGUUUUUGAGAUGGCCACGAGAGCUGCUCUGCAAGCUAGGCAUGGAAAGAAGAAGUCUGGGUGCCUCAUCUUGUGAAGCACAGCCUCAUGCGGUUAAUUUGAAGUACGUUUAUUAAUCUUAGUGUACGAUUACUGGCCUUUUCAUUUAUCUAUAAUUUACCUAAGAUUACAAAUCAGAAGUCAUCUUGCUACCAGUAUUUAGAAGCCAACCAUGAUUAUUAAUAAUGUCCAGCCUGUCUGACCAGCCAGGGUCCUUCUGACACUGCUCUAACAGACCUCUCUGCACUCCACCUGACACCAGGCGUUAAUUCAAAGAAUUUCUUAACUUCUUGCUUCUUUCUAGAAAGAGAAACAGUUGGUAACUUUUGUGAAUUAGACUGUACCUACUUUAUAACUAACAUGUCCUGCCUAUUUUCUGACAGCUGCAAGAACUCUGGUGAGUCACUACUUCAGAGCUUUACUUCUUAACAGAUUCCAUUGGCAGAGCUCUGGGGUGGGCAUCCAGUGUUUUGAAAACUUGCUCAGCCAGAAAGGCCCAAGUCCACGCAGCUGUGGCAGAGUUACAGUUCUGUGAUCUCAUGUUAGUUACCUUAUAGUUACUGUGUAAUUAGUGCCACUUAAUGUAUGUUACCAAAAAAUAAAUAUAUCUACCCCAGA
Mastomys coucha (southern multimammate mouse) is the source of this 1224-nucleotide messenger RNA. Its product is annotated as transforming protein RhoA-like. The record is from RefSeq and is a predicted model, not a curated record. Gene Ontology annotation, molecular function: GTPase activity; GTP binding. Gene Ontology annotation, biological process: stress fiber assembly; cell migration; small GTPase-mediated signal transduction. NCBI's taxonomy places the organism in Eukaryota, Metazoa, Chordata, Mammalia, Rodentia, Muridae. Gene Ontology annotation, cellular component: cleavage furrow; dendritic spine.